Messenger RNA from Eucalyptus grandis, 1020 nucleotides. Its product is annotated as putative glycine-rich cell wall structural protein 1. The transcript has a single exon. Lineage: Eukaryota; Viridiplantae; Streptophyta; Magnoliopsida; Myrtales; Myrtaceae. The record is from RefSeq and is a predicted model, not a curated record. Bases 75 to 680 code for a protein of 201 amino acids.
CUCCAAGCAAAAGCGCACUUCAAACUCGGACUACCAUUUUCAGAGAUAAUACUCAUCGUCGGCGAAUCCCAAACAUGGCAACUCCGAAACUAGCCAUGGUCAUGGCUUUUCUUCUUCUCACGACUUCGGCCGUUGAUGUGUGCGCGAUCAGAGUGGCGAGAAAGGACUUGGGCGUGGACCUUGGAGGCAUAGGGGUCGGCAUUGGAGCCGGGAUAGGGCUAGGAGGUGGCGGCGGCGGAUCUGGAUCGGGUUCUAGCUGUGGCUCUUGCUCCGGCUCCGGCUCUGGGUCCGGCUCCGGCUCCGGCUCCGGCUCCGUCUCCGGCUCCGGCUCUGGCUCUAGCUCAGGGUCUGGGUCCGGGUCUGGCUCUAGCUCUGGCUCUGAAUCUGGCUCAUGGUCUGAGUCCGGUUCUGGUUCUGGUUCAGGUUCAGGUUCAGGUUCGGGGUCGAGCUCGGAAGCGGGCUCGCACGCUGGGUCAUAUGCUGGGUCUAGGGAAGGUUGCAAGGGGGGAUCCGAAGCAGGAUCAUAUGCCGGGUCCUAUGCAGGGUCCAGGGCUGGAUCAGGCUCGGGCUCUGGACGAGGUGGCGGAUACGGCAGGGGCUUCGGCAGAGGUGGCGGGUCGGGUGGCUACGGAGAAGGACGUGGAUAUGGAGAAGGGUAUGGGAGGGGAGGUGGAAACUGAACUGGACGAUAUUUUUCAUAUUUUUCAUCAUGCGUAGCUAAACGGUCUUAGUUCGAAGGAGAAUAAGCAUCUAAGAUCGACUCCGCACAUCGUUAUUCCAUGUGUUUUGUGUGUGUCUUCCCUUUUGGACAAGAGAUUGUGUGUUUGAAACAGUGCAGAAGUUGAUCAAAUUUCGGGAAAUUUCGGGAGAUGUCCUAGGUUGGUUGUUUGAAGGUGUCAUUCUCUUGUAUCCUAAGCAUUUUUCAUUGUUGAGAAUAAUCGAAUGAAUGAUCAUUUGAAAACCACGUUCGCUAAUAACAUCGUGGCAUGAAGUACUGAUUGCAUGUCAUGUGCGUGCUCA